AUGUCGCAAUUGGAAUUGUUCAAAAGAGCCGGCAAUGAUGCCAUCAACGUGAACCCAGCGUCUGGCGUGGACAUCCGCAUGACUGAAAGCGGUUCAGAUUGGCUCUGGGCCGUGUUUUCCAUGUUUGGUUUGUGUUCGUUGAUCUACGCGGGGCUUUUUGUGGUCUAUGAGCACAGGGGCGUGAACCUGCACCGCUACGCGGUUGCAGGUCCACUCAGCGUUUCUUUGGUGAUGGCUUUCUCGUACUUCACCAUGGCAUCGAACUUGGGCUGGACUGCAGUCCAAGCGGAAUUCAACCAUCAGACCACAAGCGACCAGAUUCUCGUGCCUGGAAUCAGACAGAUCUUUUACGCCAAAUACAUCGCCUGGUUCUUGACAUGGCCGAUCCUGUUGUACCUCUCGGAACUCACCGGGGUGGUUACGAAGAGCAUCGAUACCAUGGCGGAGAGCUGGUCGUUUUUCGAACUUGCCCAUAGUCUGGUGCUCCAGAUCUGCGGCAGUUGGUUUUUCAUAAUCGGCUUACUCGUGGGCUCUUUGAUAAGCUCCAGCUACAAGUGGGGUUACUGGACCAUGGCUACAUUUGCUCAAAUGUUAGUCACCUUCCUUGUAUUCAAACAUCAAUUGCGGGACUUGACCACCAGCGGCGUCAAGCUGGUGGUUUUGAUAUUUACCCAUUUCUGCAUUUACCUUUACCUGAUUGCCUGGGCUCUCACUGACGGUGGAAAUGUCAUCACGGUUGAUGCAGGCCACGUUUUCUUCGGGAUUUUGGAUCUAUUGAUCUUCAUUUUGGUUCCUGCUUUGCUUGUGGCCACCUCUAUAUCUUUAGGUGCUACUCCCGACUUUGCACUAGGACGUAGGCACCAUCACCACGAUCUGGAAAAAGAUGCAAAUGUUGAACCUGUAAGACACUCGGGAGAAACUGAAGUCCCUUUGCACAAUAACACGGCUCACGUCGCUGUUGCUGACACCGAACCUAACGUUACAGCCACUCAAGAACCAAUAGUGGCGUAG
Lachancea nothofagi CBS 11611 is the source of this 1011-nucleotide messenger RNA. Lineage: Eukaryota; Fungi; Ascomycota; Saccharomycetes; Saccharomycetales; Saccharomycetaceae. The record is from the annotation of a GenBank genome assembly.